AAUCUUAAAAAUCUGAAGAGUGUGAAUCUAUGAAUUAGUAGUGUCUGGUUUUUUCUUUUUCUGUCCCUUCUAUUUGCUUCCUUUCAUGCAUUUUGUUCUUUGUUCACCUUUGCAAUUGCAUGCAAUCACUUCCAUCAGAGUCCCAAACAGCACAGUCCAACCUUUUCCAUCAUGCUAAGAUCAUUAGAUUAAAAAACAAGGGUAAGUAGAUUCUUCACCUUCAUGUCUGCAUUGCAUAUUAGUGUUUUAAAAUAAUAAUUUAUGGUUCUGUGAUGAAAUUCAUGACAUGGGUCUUGGAGGUUUCACAUUCAGUUCACAUUUCCCUUGAGAAAGGAAUGAAAUGCAAGAGAGGAACAGAAGGAAAUUUGAACAUUAUGAGGAGAAUUAGAAUAAUUUAUAGUGACCCAUAUGCAACAGAUUGUUCAAGCGAAGAAGAUGACAAUUUUUUGAGCAAUCACUAUGAACAACAUGGUCCUAAGAGAUUCAUCAGAGAAAUCUUGGUUCCAUGCAUGCCAACCGAAUCGUAUGAAGUGGAUGAUGAUGAUUCUUUACAACAAGGUAUCAGCAUUGACAAAAUCAAACCAUGUCUUAACCUUUUGCGAAACCAUAGGAGCCGGAGAUCAUCCAGCAAGUACAGAGGUGUUCAAAGAAGGAAAUGGGGGAAGUAUGUGGCAGAAAUCCGAGACCCCAUCCGAGGCGUGCGAGUGUGGCUUGGUACUUUCAAUACGGAGGAAGAAGCUGCCAUCGCUUAUGAGAAGAAGAGAAUUGAAUUUGUGAACUCAUUGCUGGCUUUGAGGAGAAUGGUUGGUGUAUUGGACUUAGAAGAUGGCAAUCAAGUGUUGUCUCAUCCAUCCCCAGCAUCCGUGCUUGAUGUCGCGGCGACAAGAGCAUCAUCUGAUAAUGAUAGCAAUGGUCCAGUUGUUGAAGGAAAGGACAAUGUGGAAACAAGUGCUAUUGAAGGUGUAAUGGAACCUGUUCAUGCGGAAGAUCAUCAUUCAUUUCAGCAUUUGCUUGAGGAGUCAAUUGUGCAAUCACUGCUUGGGUAUGAAUUUGAUAGUUUCUUGGUCAAUGACAAUGGUGGCUGUGCUAUGUGGGAUGUGAAAGAUGGUGAAGGUAGCAGCACUCUUCCACAUAUUGAAACUGCUUUUGAUGAUUCAGAGUUGACUUGGUUUGAUGAAACUCUGAAUUUGUAAUGUCUUUACAAACUUUGCUGUUAUAAGAAUUAAACUGGGAGCGGGAGCUAAAGUUGCAGAGAGUAUCUCAGCACAUAUAGGCAAAACAAAAUUUAGGCAUAUCUUUAUAUUGCUGAGGCUUUGUUUAUCAUUAUAACGAAGUUCUUGGUCUUUUUUCUUGUGUGACCUUGUUAGACCUGUACAAGAUUCAAGCUCUCAAUUUUACUGCAGAUC
This is a messenger RNA of Arachis duranensis, 1406 nucleotides long. RefSeq names its product ethylene-responsive transcription factor ERF119-like. The coding region runs from base 273 to 1193 and encodes 306 amino acids. NCBI's taxonomy places the organism in Eukaryota, Viridiplantae, Streptophyta, Magnoliopsida, Fabales, Fabaceae. The record is from RefSeq and is a predicted model, not a curated record. Gene Ontology annotation, molecular function: DNA binding; DNA-binding transcription factor activity. Gene Ontology annotation, biological process: regulation of DNA-templated transcription. The transcript is spliced from 2 exons.